Molecule: messenger RNA, 849 nt
Organism: Oncorhynchus mykiss (rainbow trout)
Lineage: Eukaryota; Metazoa; Chordata; Actinopteri; Salmoniformes; Salmonidae
Product: rho-related GTP-binding protein Rho6
Biological process (GO): small GTPase-mediated signal transduction
Molecular function (GO): GTPase activity; GTP binding
Source: RefSeq, a predicted model, not a curated record
CUUCUAGGACUAGACCACACUUCAGAAUAGGCUACGGUACUCUACCGCUAACAAGGACGUUUUUCUUUUGGAUUUCGCGUUUUUACUCUUUUUCUUUAAUAAAGACUUGUGUUCUUGACUGUUACAAAUAUGAAGGAAAGGAGAAAUCCACAGCCGUUGGUGGUGAGAUGUAAACUGGUUCUUGUUGGGGAUGUUCAAUGCGGAAAAACUGCGAUGUUGCAAGUCCUCGCGAAGGAUUGUUAUCCAGAGACUUAUGUUCCCACAGUGUUUGAGAACUACACAGCGUGUCUGGAACUUGAGGAGCAGCGUGUGGAGCUCAGUCUGUGGGACACGUCAGGUUCUCCCUACUAUGACAAUGUGAGGCCUCUCUGUUACAGUGACUCUGACGCGGUGCUCCUCUGUUUUGACAUCAGCCGCCCAGACACCUUCGACUGUGGGCUCAAGAAGUGGAAGACAGAGAUCUUAGAUUUCUGCCCCAGCACACGCAUCCUUCUCAUUGGCUGUAAGACCGACCUGCGCACAGACGUCUGCACCCUGAUGGAGCUGUCCAAUCAGAAACAGGUCCCCAUCACCCAUGAGCAGGGUUCCUCCAUGGCCAAGCAGCUUGGUACUGAGGCCUACCUGGAGUGUUCCGCGUUCACCUCAGAGAAGAGUAUCCACAGUGUGUUCCGUACGGCCUCUCUGGCUUGCAUCAACAAGCUCCAGCCCCUCCCCAAGACCAGCCCCACUCAACGCUUAUCCAAGAGGCUCCUCCAUCUCCCCAGCCGCUCCGAGCUGCUCUCCUCCACCUUCAAGAAGGAGAAGACCAAGAGCUGCUCCAUCAUGUGAGUGGAGACCCGGGCGGGGGGG